Molecule: messenger RNA, 2058 nt
Organism: Odobenus rosmarus divergens (Pacific walrus)
Lineage: Eukaryota; Metazoa; Chordata; Mammalia; Carnivora; Odobenidae
Gene: WDR93
Product: WD repeat domain 93
Exons: 16
Coding region: 1-2058 (685 amino acids)
Biological process (GO): electron transport chain
Molecular function (GO): protein binding
Source: RefSeq, a predicted model, not a curated record
AUGUCAAUCCCCAGAGGAAGUCAAGUCCAGAAGAGGUUCUCCAGUUUUAUGAGAAAGGGGCUGCUGGAGGUGCCGUCCCCAACAGAGAAGGACUGGCCUAAGGAUGAUGAAGAUGAUUAUGUCUUCGUAGACUUGGGUCAGGAGGUGGAUUCCCUGCCACAGCCUUAUCGCAUGAUCAACAAGAUGGUGAACCUUCUGUUUGACAAAUGUUGGGAAGUUAUCCAGGAGAGGGAUGCACUGAGGGACGUUGAGUUCAACCGGACCCAGCCCACAACCUACCCUCCACUUGUAGAAAGCAAGCUCAACAAAAUGCCAAAUUGUAUGGCGAUUUCCCAAGACUAUGUCUUUAUUGGAGGAGCCAAAGGAUUCUCCAUCUAUAAUCUGUACAAUGCUAAACGAAUAUAUAUUUGGGAGAAACUUAAAGUUGAUGUCACUUCCAUCUGGGCCACAGAUUUGGGGAAUGAAAUACUUAUCGCUCCUGUGGAUGAAACGGGUAUUGCUAGACUGUUUUAUUUUUAUAAGGAUGGGCUUUUCCUAAUCAAAGCCAUCAAUGAAGUGGAUGAUGCCAGCAAGCAAACCACCUGUAUAAAGAUGGAGAUCUCUCAAGGAGGGGACUUCGCAGCUUUCCUCCUACAAGGAGCCGGAGAUAUUUGGCUGGAUGUGUAUAAAUUGCCCAAGGAGUCUUGGCUCAAGGAAGUAGAGCACCCCCAACCUGCUCUAAAUCCGAAGAAAAAAGCCAGACAGCCACAACUGAAUACUCUUGAACCCGUGACUUCAGAGAAUUUGGAAAUGGAUAUGAACGUUUGUUUUAGAGGAGACAUUAAGCUGAGUCUUCCAGUUCACAUAAUGAAGAUCAAACCACCCAAACCAGUUACAGGUACCACAUUUAAAAGCCCCCUGGAAGUGUUCGCAAAGGUAGAGGACUACUACGGGCUGGGCUCCGGGCAGAACCACUUCAUCAAAGACAGUCAGUGGGAGCAGCUGGCGGCCAUCUUCCUCGCCUCCCACCAGAAGUACCUGGACAAGGAAUGGGAAGAGGAGCCACCCAGCAUGGCCACGUUCCAUUUCCUCCUUCCCAGCAGAAUAAUUACAAUGCCAGUGGAAGUCAAGGGCCCCUCAGGGGUAGCCUGUGUCCUUGGCAUACACUGGGCUGGAAGUCACAACUUCUUCUUCUAUUCGCUUCACCGAACUCUGAAGGAUAAAGUCGACCCGGAGGGCGUCUGGCCCUGUGCUGCACCCAUUGUGGUCUCCCAGCUCAGCUGCACCUGCACCUUCCUAGUGCUGGCCUGUGAGGAUGGUGUGCUCACGCUGUGGGACCUGGCCGAAGGUUUCCCUCUUGGGGUCAUCGCUCUUCCCAAGGGAUGUUCCUGCCAGAGCAUUCACUUCCUGAAGUACUUCUUAGUCCACGAAGGACAGAACAUGUACCCUGAGAGUCCCUUGAAAUCCCAAAUGAAAUGUGUGGUGCUGUGCACAGAUUCUUCUCUCUAUCUGGUGACAGCCAAAGGGACCCAAGGACCCACCAUCAGUGUGCUUGUUGAGAGGCCUAUAAAGCACCUGGAUGAGGCCAUCUGUGCAGUGGCCCCGGUCCUAGCCUUACCCGGCAUGUUGCUGAUCUUCGGCAAGAAUGGCUCUGUACAGCUCAUGGAUGUGGCCAAGCCUCAGAUCAUCUGUGCCUUUGUUCUACCCAGAACCUACCAUCUGGCGGUCCCCUGGAAGCCCUUGUUUGCCGUGUCUGUUCAACACCCGUGUUUCCUGCUCCGAGGAGACCACCCAGACGAAAUUGAAUCCGACGACACCAAGGACAUCCAGAAUUCUGUUUUCUAUUUUAAUCUCGAGGCCUACCCACUCCUGGAAAACAUGGCAAGAAAUCACACCAUUCCUGAAACUGACAUGACAGAGAACACAGCCUUUGCCCAGGUGCUGCCCUUGGAGAAAAGAUGUGAGAGUUUCCUCCAGAAGAGAUUCCAGAAGCUGGAGAAGAAGGUGAAAGAGCAGGAGCACUGGACCCGGUUUCGCAGAUAUUCCUUGCUUCUCCAAAGAGAGAACUUCAGGAAGUGA